Messenger RNA from Aspergillus homomorphus CBS 101889, 1761 nucleotides. RefSeq names its product VOC family protein. Bases 1 to 1761 code for a protein of 586 amino acids. The transcript has 2 exons. The record is from RefSeq and is a predicted model, not a curated record. NCBI's taxonomy places the organism in Eukaryota, Fungi, Ascomycota, Eurotiomycetes, Eurotiales, Aspergillaceae.
AUGCCUCUUUCACAUCUUACCUUGACCGUCUCCCAUCUUCCGACCUCCACAUCAUUCUUUCUCUCCUGCUUACAACCACUCGGCUAUCAGUUUAUUGGCCGCCAUGAUGACUAUAUCGGAUUCGGUCAGAAGCAGGGUGAGCCCGCCGAUUUCUGGAUAACCGAACAGAAGCCAGGAGUCCCAGCCGGCGCAGCACAUGUGGCCUUCCCAGCAAACUCCAAGGAUGCAGUUGGUACUUUCUUCAUCAGUGCGCUCAAGGCUGGCGGAAAGAUCCACGGAGAGCCCAAGAUGCGCGACUCCGAGUCCGGCUACUACAGCGCCGCUGUGAUUGAUUUUGACGGUAACAGCAUCGAGGCUGUCUACCGGCCCAGCAGCUCCUCGGCCCGGUCCGAGGUAAAAUCAGUGGUCAAGUCAGAGAUCAGCCGGCCGGCGUUGGCCUUGUUAGAGAACGGAUCUGUGGUCUCAAAGGCGAGCAGCAGAGCCAGCUCAGUGAGGACCGAAAGCAUUGCUCCACCCCGAUCGGAAGCCCGAUCAGAAGCUCGGUCGUACGUGUCGAAGACGAACACCACCAUCGAGCGGGCGGCACCCGCCCCAUCGAUGGUAAGUCGAGAUCAUUACCAGGCGCCACGCGAUCUUCAGCCGGCUCCGUCGCCCACCUAUAUUGUGCACCACACGACGCAUACGACUCAGAAGACCGACAAUGACAAAACAGCGAAGACGAUAGUCGGCACUCUCAUUGGAGCUGCAGCGGGCGCGGCCCUGGCAUAUGCCAUCGCCAAAGGAGACUCUACCGAAACCACCGAAACCAACUCCGCGCCCCCGCAGUUUUCUCCUCGGGAUAUUGCUCAACUCAUCUCUCCUUCCCAGGCCCCUUCUCAGACACAAGAGUACCCAAACUUCAAAGCCAUUGAGGCGGGCCCUGCCCGGAGUACAUACUCUGCUCGGUCUGAUGGCCGGCCGACGCUCACUCGCAGCGUGACGUCGAAGAACCCCCGUGCAAGCACUAUAUACGAGGGAACAGAGUUUGUUCCUCGUGGCAAUGGUGGCAGUGUGUAUCUUGAUGACAAUGGUCGUCGGGCCUCGGAAGGUAGUGUGUAUAGCACGCGGGACAUCCCUAUCCGGGCAAUUGAGUAUGGACAGCCCGACUCUCAGUCUCGGGGCUAUGAAAGCACUCUGAUUAGCAGCUUCCCGGACAAGUCGCGGGCGAUGGACCGGGAAAGCGUCUACUCUGCCUCAACCAUCAAACCCUCCAAGGCCAGCUAUCAAGAUUCUCACCAUGGCUCUCAUCGUUCAUCGCACUCCCACCACUCUACACCCCGAACAAUCCCGGCAGGAAGUAUAGCUUCAUCCACUCGCUCGGCCCGCCAAGCCCCCAUUCCCGAGGGUUCGGCCAUCGGGUCCUUUGCUUCCCACCGUAGCGGAGCCAAAUCAGGCGUUUCAGCCCGUGAAGUGCCGCUUCCAGAGAGUGUUAUCGACCUCGAUGUUCGGACCAACGUGACUCCUGAUGACUCGAUCAGUCAAGUUGAUGACUCCCGGCGCUCAUCCUACUCACACCGGUCUCAUGCCUCGAAGGCUGCUGGGUCUCGAGUUUCGACGCACUCUAGCAAGUUUGACGAGCCUGUCAAGCCCAGCGACAGUGUCAGCCAAGUUUCCAGCAAUGUCUCCCAGCGGACCAUGAAGGCGGGCGGUGGCGGAAGCGUCGCCCCUUCCAAGGCGGCAUCCAAGAUCAGCAGUCGACGAGGCAGUAGCCAGGUUGCGUAG